Merops nubicus (carmine bee-eater) is the source of this 7572-nucleotide messenger RNA. RefSeq names its product protocadherin Fat 4-like. The annotation marks the transcript as partial. Gene Ontology annotation, cellular component: plasma membrane. Gene Ontology annotation, molecular function: calcium ion binding. Gene Ontology annotation, biological process: homophilic cell-cell adhesion. The record is from RefSeq and is a predicted model, not a curated record. The transcript has 44 exons. Lineage: Eukaryota; Metazoa; Chordata; Aves; Coraciiformes; Meropidae.
AUGGCUCUUCCUAGAUCACUGGUUUUUGCUUUGUUCGGCUGGGUGACAUUCAUCUGUCUUGAUGCACAAAAAACCACAAGUAUAAAUUGUGACACAAUACCCAGCCCACUCGUGCUGUCAAGCUUUUUGGAUGAAUAUGCAGGUGAUAUAGAAUGGAUUACAAAUAUUCCACCCGAUGUAGAUUUGAAAUUAAGAGAGUAUCUGUUCCCUGAACACUUAGAGUAUGUGGAGCUGGUAUAUCAUCCUGGAUCCAAAAAUGCAACAGUCAGGACUCUUAAGGCACUGGAUGUUGAUUCUAUUGAGAGUGACCAUCUCUUCUAUGCUGUUGUUUGCCAAAGGUUUGGAACAAUUAAUGAGGUAGAGAACCCACGGGACUUACUCUUACAAGAUGUAAAUGACAAUUCUCCAGAAUUUAACCAAACUCACUAUAGUGCUUCUCUAUCAGAGGUGUCUGCAAUAAACUCAGUGGUUAUAAAAGUGGAAGCAGUGGAUAAAGAUUAUUCACCUUUGUUGAACCUCAUUACUUACAGUCUUUGGGGUCCAAACUCUGAUUACUUUUAUAUAAGGGAAGGAGAUGGAAACAUCAUGGUGAAUAAAAAACUGGAUUACAACAAGAUCAACCUUUUCAAUUUAACAGUCCAAGCAAAGGAAAGAUUUGGAAACAACAGUGGUACUGCAUCGUUACUGAUUCACAUACAAGAUUAUGAUACAUUGAACCCCUAUUUCAGUCAGUCAGUGUACAAUGGAAGAAUCAGUGAAAAACAGUUGGGUCCUCUGGCUAUUCUCCCAGAGAAGAUAUUGGCUAAAGAUGGAGACAGAGGUAUAAAUGAAAAAGUGCUUUACAGCAUCAAGCUAGUGAAACCCCCGGACUUCAGCAAUAACUUUUUAAUCCAUGCUGACACUGGAGUAUUAGAAGUAAAGACUGCAAUUGAUAGAGAAGAAUGUCCAUAUCUUGUUGUGGGCAUUCAGGCAACUCAGCAAGACAAUAUUUUCAAAACAACUGAUGCAGUGGUUCUGGUUACUGUUGAAGAUGUGAACGACAAUCCUCCAGUACUGUCACAAUCAAGUUACAAUGUCUCAAUUCCAGAAAAUUUCCCAAAUGGGAUGGAAGUUCUUCAAGUCACAGCUGUUGACAAAGAUGAGGGAGGCUUCCAGGGAACAUUCAGUCUCCAUCCAGCUGACAGUCCCUUCCAGCUGAGUCGAGCUGGGAUCCUAACUGUGAGGAACUCCACACUGUUGGACAGGGAGAGAAAACCAUCUUUUCACCUACAGGUCACUGCUAGAGAUCAUUUGUCACCUUAUGAUGAGGUAAACUCUACAAUCAAUAUAGUGUUGCUAGAUGAAAAUGACAACAGCCCAACUUUUAGAGGCACGCCAUAUAGACAAGAGAUUUUCAUCAACAUGACUGCAGGAAUGUCCAUUCUUCAGGUUGCUGCUGAUGAUCCAGAUGAUGGUAUAAAUGGAGAGAUAAGCUUUAUCUUAGCUGGUGGCAAUGAAGAUGGAUACUUUGAAUUAGAUACAUCCACAGGACAAAUCAGUUUAAAAACAGUAAUCCCAUUAGGAGUCAACCAGCUUAAGAACUUUGUUUUGUGGGUAACAGCUAUUGAUGGUGGAAUGAUUCCAAGAAGUUCAUCAGUGCCAGUACAGAUCUUUGCAGUUGGAGAUUCCAGACCACGGUUUAUUCAGAAAACAUAUAAUGUGUCUGUGCAAGAGGAGCUAGAGGGUCCUGUUGUUGUAACAAGAGUAGAGUAUGAAACUUUAAACCCCUAUAUCACAAUUACAUUUCAAGUACUGUCAGAGUCUGCUACAUUUGACAUCGAUGUCAACGGAACCAUCUCAACAAAAACCAAACUGGACUAUGAAUCCCAGAAUAACUACACCCUAAAUAUUUCCUUGUCAGAUGGAAAUGCUACUGACUAUGCAACAGUGUUUGUCAGGGUUACAGAUGUCAACGAUAACAGUCCUGUGUUUGCUGAGACCAGCACUACCAUCAAUGUUCUGGAGAACGUGCCAACUGGAGUUGCUCUCACCAGUGUGUCAGCUACAGAUGUGGAUGAGGGCUUUAAUGGGUUAGUGGUUUACACUCUGAAAGGUGGAGAAGGAAAAAUGGAUAUUAAUACCUCGGGAUCAAUUUUGCUGGAAAAGGAAGUGGACAGAGAAGAACAAGGCUUCUAUAACUUAUUGGUGAUUGCCAGUGACCAAGGUCAACCUGCGCUGUGGACAGCUCUCAAUCUGACAGUCAUCGUUGAUGAUGUGAAUGACAACCCUCCAGUCUUCUCAUCAAGUGUAUAUGAAGUGAGUGUCCCUGAAAAUGAAGUGAUUGGAAAGGCACUGCUGACAGUAUCUGCUACUGAUCUGGAUGCAGGGGAGAAUGCCCUCGUCAAGUACAGAAUUGUUAGCCAGCAACCUCCGACCUCCUCGCCGGUGUUCCGUGUCAAUUUGACCACAGGCCAGCUCAGCCUGAGCCAGCAGCUGGAUUAUGAAACCAUAAAGCAACUUGAAGUAAGAGUGGAGGCAUCAGAUGGAGGGCAGCCAAGUCUCAGCAGUCAAACACGGGUCGUGGUGCACGUACUAGACGUCAACGAUCACCCACCAGAAUUCAACCAAGCAGCUUAUGAUGUGUUUGUGUUUGAAAACCUACAAAAGGGUAGUCCUAUCUACACAUUCAGUGUUACUGACAAGGAUGAGGCUGGCUUUUCCCAGGGACACUUUGUCCAUAACAGUACUUUGUUUACUGUGGAUAUGCCUGGAGUACUUUCACUACGGAAUGACACAGAACUGGACAGAGAGACUACAUCUACAUUCACUUUACAAAUCUGGGCAGUUGAUGCCAAAACGGAUGGGUUUACUUCAAGUGCCUUGUUCCACAUCACUGUUCUGGAUGUGAAUGAUAAUAACCCUGAGUUUCAGAAGCAGCCAUACAGUUUUGCAGUUCUGGAAGGAGACUACGUGUUGCAGGCUCCUGCUAGGGUUGGACGUGUGGCUGCCUCUGAUUUGGAUGAGGGAGAGAACGCACGGAUUACUUACUACUUAUCAGCUGUGGAUGGGGAUAAUCCCUGUAACAUCCAACAGGAUGGAACCAUCUUGGUUAAUGGCUAUGUAGACCGAGAAGCAAAAGACAAGUAUGAGCUGCUGCUGGUGGCUUCUGAUAAUGGAGUACCUCAAAGGCAGAAUUUCACAUAUGUCAGCCUUCAAGUAUUAGAUGUGAAUGAUAACCCUCCUUGGUUUACACAAGCACAAUACUCAGCCAGAGUACGUGUAGCAACAGCAGAAGAGGGAGUGUCUGUGCUAUUCGUGUCUGCUACUGACCUUGACUCUGGGAACAACUCUGUUAUUUCAUACAGCUUCCUGAACCAUUCUGAUGAUUUCUGUAUAAAUAACCACACUGGAGAAAUCACCCUCAGCAGUAACCUGGACUACAUCACAGCUGACACAGUUGUUACACUGGUAGUUAUUGCUACUGACCAUGGGGUUCCUCAGCUUACAUCAAACGCCUCUGUGACUCUCUACUUGCUGGUAAAUGACACGAGCUUCGGGCUGAUUUUUGGUAGCUCCAGCUACGAGUUCAGCAUCAAAGAGGAUGAGCCCCCGGGGGCUGCUGUGGGCUCUGUGAAGGCUCUGACUGGAAGCAUAGCUGUACAAGUAGCAUACUCCCUGAAACCUCACCACGACAAGUUCUCCAUUAGUGACCAAGGAGACAUUGUGGCUCUCACCAGCCUAGAUCGAGAAGACAACGACCUGUACAGCAUCGUUGUAGAAGCUGUUGAUUCUGUGGUGCCACCCAAUACAGCCCUUGCUUUGGUGACUGUGAAAGUUGAUGACAUCAACGACAAUCCUCCAGUUUUCUCACCAUUGAUUCAAACUGAACUAUCAGCUCCUGAGAAUGCAGCUGGUCUAGACCUGGGCAUUUUUAGUGCUACUGAUCAGGAUAUAGGAGUUAAUGCACAUAUAAACUACUCUCUGCAAGAUGAUUUUGCUGGAAUGUUCCAUAUUAACAGUUCCACUGGCAGGCUGAUGACAAAAAAAUCCUUUGACAGAGAGAAGAUGGACAGUUAUGAAUUGAAAAUAAUAGCCACUGAUUCUGGCAAACCCUCACAGUCUGCAAGCUUAGUUCUGAGCAUCACUGUAGAAGAUGUGAAUGACAACCCACCAGUGUUCCCCCAGAAAUCAUACUCUGUGACUGUACGAGAGAAUGAACCUCCACAUGUGAUUUUGAGUGCAGCAGCCACAGAUGAAGAUAUAGGUUACAAUGCCAUUAUUCAUUACAUUAUAAUUGGAGAGGCCUCUUCCUUUCAUGUUGGUGAACUUUCUGGAAAUAUUACAACUCUUCAACCUCUGGACUACGAAAGUCAUCCCCAGUAUACAUUUAUUCUGAAAGCUUUCAAUCCUGGAGAGCCAUACCUCCAGGACACAGCAAACAUUACAGUUACCGUGGAAGAUGUUAAUGAAGAAGGACCCAUAUUUGACAAGCCCUCAUAUUACCAGAUCCUUCUAGACAAUUCUACAGCUGGCACACUGGUGGUAGAUAUCAAUGCCAGAGAUGAAAGCAAGGGUUAUGAUGAAGGCAUUUUCUACAAUAUUUCAGAUGGAAACUCAGAAAGCCUUUUUAGUCUUUCCAGUACCACAGGAGUACUCACGUUGACAAGAGACUUAUCCAAACAGGAUGUUCCCCUGUAUUACUCCCUGGUGGUCACCGCUACGGACUCGGGUCUGCCGCCUCUUUCAGCUUCUGUAAAGGUGUCAGUAACAAUAGCUCCCAUCAACUCUUUGUUCCCAGUGUUCUCUGAAGCCAUCUAUCAGCCUGCCCCUCUGAGUGAGAAGACACUGCCAGAUACAUUUGUUGUAGAGAUCAGUGUGUUUUAUAAGGCCCCUGUGAUAUACAGUAUUGUCUCUGGAGAUGAAAAGGGAUAUUUCAAUAUCAGUUCAUCAACUGGUAUCAUAAGAACACAAAAGAAUUUGAAACCAGAAGAUUUUCCAGUCAUUUUCAACGUGCGAGCAACAGAUUCGUCUAAUGAUAACAUAUUUAAUGAAGUUUCUGUCAAUGUGGAAGUUAUUGAUGAAAAUAAUUUCCCUCCGGUUUUCCCAUCCUCUCUACUAGAAGAAAAACUGGAAGAGAAUUUACCUGCUACCCCCAUUGUCCAGCUGAAAGCUCAGGAUAAUGAUACGGGUAGAAAUGGUUUGCUCACGUAUGGCAUUCUUAAUGGAGCCAGCCUAAAAUUCAGGAUAGAUGAAGCAACUGGAAUUCUGUAUUCCACUGCCUCCUUUGAUUAUGAAGAGGAACCUACAGAGUAUCAGGUUGUGAUAUAUGCUGAAGAUGAUGGAAUCCCUGAGAAGAAAAGAGGUUACUGCACAGUUGUCAUAAAGAUCGUUGAUGUUAAUGACUGGCCACCCGUCUUCGAUCCAGUGACUGAAUUCAGUGUAAAUGAAAAUGCACCUGUGGGAUUCAUGGUUGGGAAAAUCACAGCAACAGACAGAGACACAGGAGACAAUGCCUUUGUUCUUUAUAGCCUUCCAGAUGGUGGAGGCAACAUAUUUGAAAUAGAUGAAAUACAUGGCAACAUUAUUAUAAAGAAUCCUCCAGACUAUGAAACCAUGAAUAAAUACAACCUUACAGUGAAUGCAGUCAACAAUAAAUCUGCCCCUUUCCAUCAGGCAACUAUUCAUGUCACUGUUCUGGUGAUUGAUGUGAAUGAUAAUGCUCCAGUAUUUGCUCAGAACCCCUAUUCUGCUUCUAUAAACAUGAUUAAUCCUGUAGGUGCUCAUGUCAUAACUGUGAGUGCUACCGACCAAGAUCAGGGGCAAAAUGGCCUUAUUGAGUACUACAUCCUCCCUGACCCAAGCCUCAGCCCGUUCUUCCUGAUAGAUGAUGUGAAUGAGGGGAAAAUAAUUACAGCUGGAAACCUGUCUAGAUCUGGAGAGAUCCAUUUAACAGUGAUGGCAAAGGACAGAGGCUCCCCCUCUUUAAAUGGCACUGCCAGGAUUAUUCUGAAUGUCUCUGACAACCGCCCCUUUGUGCCUCGCUUUGCUGAGAGUGAAAUCAGCAUUUCCGUGGCAGAAAACACAGGAGUGGAUUAUGUCGUUUACACUUUUACUGUGGUUGAAACUUUAGGAAAAUUGAUAGAUUAUACAGUCGUAUCUGGCAAUGAAAAAGGUCAUUUUAGAUUGGAUCCAAAGAGUGGUCAGCUGAAAACAGCAACUAAUUUGGACUAUGAGGAAGUUUCUCAGUAUGUGAUUUUUAUUGAAGCAAAUGAAAAUCUCUCAUCUGCCACACAAGUCCAGCGUUCAGGCCUGCUGGCCCCCAACGUGGCAGUGCUGAGGCUGUGGGUGCAGGACGUCAACGAAGAGCCGCAGUUCCCCGGGGACGGCUACGCCGCGCGGGUGCCCAGCUCCGUGCCCUACAAGUACCCCGUCCUUACAGUGCAGGCUGUGGAUCCAGAUUCAGGAGACAACGGGCUGCUGCUGUACAGCUUAGUGAAUAAUCAAAAGAAUGAAUUUGACAUCAAUGAAAAGACAGGGCAGAUUUUUACAGUUUCCCUGGCAGGAAAGGCUGGAACAUUUUACCUGGAAGUCCAAGCAGCAGACCAAGGCACAAGAAGACUCACUGCCCAGACAACAGUCAACGUAACCGUUGACUCCAGUUCCAGUAACAACGUUGUGAUGGUGGCACUGAAUCAGAAGAUCAAUGUUGUUGAAAGAAAUGUUGCUGAAGUAAAAAGGGUCCUAGAUGAAAAGCUUGCAUGGAAUGUAUACAUCAUUGAUAUUUAUUCCAAUGACUUUGAAAGAGAAGCAAGAAGCAGCACAGAUGUAACUUAUGUAAAAAUUAUUGCUUUUGAUGAGGCAAACCAGGAAGUACCUGCAGAAGAUAUGAAAAGAAAACUUAGGGAUCAGAGGGGUAACAUUGAGCUAGAACUGGAGAAAGUAUUUUCAGCCUCUGUGACUGCUGCUGUAGAAGAGGCUCCUGCAGGCUCGGCGCCUCCCGAACGCGUUGCAACCAUCGUGCUGGGCGUGCUGCUGGCCUGCACCCUCACUGCCUGCCUGGCAUGCGUGGCUCUGACUGCAAAGAGGAAAAGAAAGAACAAGCAACAGAGUUUGGUUAAGAAGCGAGCUGAAAUUGUGGAGGGAAUUGAUAAUCCAUGUGCAGCUACAAAAAAUGGAAGUCUGAAAAGCUUAGGGAAACUAGAGCACAUGAAUAAUGUAACUGAAGUAAUAGCAUUUAGCAACAUGGGAGACACCAAAGGAGGUGAUGCUGACAACGACUUGCUUCAGGCUGAUGAAAAAUGCCGUUACCUCGAGCCAGUAGAUUGCAACAGUGAACACAAAGAAAAUGCAGCAUCUGAGAAAGCUGCUGAACUUAGGAAUGCAGAUGUCCAGCUCGCUGCAGAAUUCAGGACAAAACAGGAUUGCUUUCCGGCAGACACAAAUCAGGAGUCAGCCUUUUCCUUAGCACCUGGUCCCACAACGCGCACCCCUGAAAGAGAACUGAAAGGAGUAAAAUUUGCAGAAGUGGCAGUUAUUCUGGAUGCAGAGCCCGAGGAGGACGAUCUGGACGAUAACAAUGUUAUCUUUUCCUCA